Molecule: messenger RNA, 2933 nt
Organism: Musca domestica (house fly)
Lineage: Eukaryota; Metazoa; Arthropoda; Insecta; Diptera; Muscidae
Product: sodium-dependent nutrient amino acid transporter 1
Exons: 8
Coding region: 897-2834 (645 amino acids)
Biological process (GO): sodium ion transmembrane transport
Cellular component (GO): membrane
Molecular function (GO): L-amino acid transmembrane transporter activity
Source: RefSeq, a predicted model, not a curated record
UCGUACCUGUGAUCGUCGUCGUCGAUCGUUUUGAAACGAAACUAAAGCUGAACAAAAGAAAUAAUAAAAAAAAAUAUAUAUAUAAAAUAAAUGAAAAGAGAACCAGUGAAAGAAAAGCAAACCAAAAAAAAAAACGCAAGUGAUACGGAAGAAAAUGAAACGGAAACAAACGGAAAUCAACUUUCAAAUGUAAAAAUUGUUUGUUGUUUUAAUUAAAUUCUAAACAAACAAAGAGAGAAAGAAUAGCUACAGAAAAAAUCGUUGUUUUUCUUAAUUAAUUGUUAAUUAAUUGUUUACAAAAGCAGUAUUAACUGGAAUAAGAAAAAAAGUGACAUACGCACACCUGUUAUACAACCAAUUGUUUUAAAAUAUCUUUUAAACAUAUUAGCCAAAACAAAAAUUAAUUAACCAAAAUAAGCAAAAAAUCACCAAAAAGUUGCAGAAAACAAAAAAUCAGUUAAUGUUAUUGUGAAGCCUCGAACCUUUUGUUAACUUUUGGUUUAAAUUUAAAACAAAACUCAAAACAAAAAGAAAAAAAAAAAAACAAACAUCCAACAUACCAUCAUCCAACAAAAGCGGUUACAACCGGAUUCAUCUUUGCCAUCGAUUUAAAGCCAUUUGGUGAACCUUGAUUGUGGUUGAAAACCUUUUUAAUUUUUUGCUGUGCUGUAUUGUCUUGUCUUUUUUUUUAAUUUUUUAAUUCACGAAAAAAAAGUUGAAAACACCACGAACUUCUUCUUAAGAUUUUUAUAUUGUUUUGCGAAAACAAACAGCAACAGAGCAGAGCAGAGAAACACCAGCGGCCAAAUCCAAUUUGAAAAAAAUCAAAAACUCAUUCUGCAGACAAACCGGCAUUUAAAUUAAAUAGAUCUCUUCAAUAAAACAACGCAUUCAAAAUGGUAACACCCCAUGAAAAUCCCGCCUUUAUAGGAGACGAUGGUGUGAGUAGAUCCCAGGAAAUGCACAAUCAUUCGAAUAGUGAGCCUCCGCCUAAAGAUGCCAAACCCGCCAAAGAACGUGAACAGUGGGGUAAGGGUAUUGAAUUUCUUAUGUCCUGCAUAGCCAUGUCUGUGGGUCUGGGUAAUGUUUGGCGUUUUCCCUUUACCGCCCUAGACAAUGGCGGUGGGGCUUUCCUGAUACCCUAUUUGGUGGUGUUAUUUUUGAUUGGUAAACCCAUUUAUUAUUUGGAAAUGAUUAUUGGACAAUUUUCAAGUCGCGGCUCGGUAAAGGUGUUCGAUUUGUGUCCAGCCAUGAGAGGCAUUGGUAUUGGUCAGGUUGUCUCAAUAUCAAUGGUCACCACAUAUUAUGUUGCCAUUAUGGGCAUGACAAUGCGUUAUCUGUUCGAUUCAUUUCGUUCGCCAUUGCCUUGGUCACAGUGUGACGAUUCAUGGAAUGCCGUCUGUGUAGCUUCGAUUGAGAAAAAUACCGCUGAUUUUUUGUACAAUUCUGCCGAUAACAUUUCCAAUUCGCAAAUCUUGAACUCUUCGGUUUUGAUGAGUUUAAAUAAUGCCACAACAUCGGCAGCAUUGAAAAGUACUAAACCAACAUCAUCGGCGGAAUUGUAUUUUAUCAAUGAAGUUCUGCGUGAAAAGGACAACAUAAAUGAUGGCAUUGGCCUACCCAAUUGGGAGCUGGUAAUUGGUUUAUUCAUAUCCUGGCUUUGUGUGUUCCUUAUUAUCAUCAAAGGUGUAAAGAGUUCCGGCAAAGCUUCCUACUUUUUGGCUAUAUUCCCUUAUAUCAUUAUGGCAGUUCUGUUGAUUAGGGCCUUGACAUUGCCCGGCUCCGUGGAUGGUAUUAUUUACUUCAUAAAACCCGACUGGAGUAAAAUCCUGGAUCCUAAGGUCUGGUAUGCUGCAGUGACCCAGUGUUUCUACUCGCUCUCAGUGUGCUUCGGCAAUAUUAUCAUGUAUUCUUCGUAUAACAAAUUUGGACACAAUGUACAUCGUGAUGCUACAAUUGUGACGGGAUUGGAUACCUGUACCUCGCUGCUGGCUGGUUUUACAAUAUUCGGUAUUUUGGGUCAUUUGGCACAUGAAAUUGGAACGGAUGAUAUUGGUAGUGUGGUCAAAGGUGGUGCUGGUCUGGCUUUCAUUUCAUAUCCUGAUGCCAUAGCCAAAUUCCAAAGUUUGCCGCAAAUAUUUUCGGUACUGUUCUUUUUGAUGUUGUUUGUCCUGGGUAUUGGUUCGAACAUUGCCAUGACAUCGUGUACCGUUACGGCCAUAAGAGAUAAUUUCCCUAAAGUGAAACAAUGGCAGUGUGCCUUGGGCAUAGCUAUUUUUAGUUUUUGCAUCGGAUUGGCCUAUGUUACACCGGGUGGCCAAUUCAUUUUGACUUUGGUGGAUUACUUUGGAGCUUCCAUGAUUGCCUUGGUUUUGGGUAUUGCAGAAUUGUAUGUCUUGGGCUGGGUUUAUGGUGUAGAUCGUUUGUGCCGUGAUGCUGAGUUCAUGAUGGGUCGCAAGGUUGGCCCCUAUUGGCGUUGGUGUUGGGCUGUUGUCACGCCUCUGAUUAUGACAGCUAUUUUGGUAUAUUUCCUCUCCACCUAUACACCAUUAACCUACAACAAAGUAACAUAUCCCAAUUGGGCCUAUGCCAUUGGCUGGACCAUCACCUGUUUUGGUGUCCUUCAACUACCCAUCUGGGUUGUGGUUGGUGCCAUCCGUGCACCCGGCUCAUCAUGGUCGGAAAAACUGAGAAAUGCCUUCAAGCCCAAGCACGACUGGGGUCCCAGAGAUCCUCUGUUACGCGAACAAUACAACAAAGAAAUUGCCAACGAAGCCAUUGCCAAUGAAAAUCUGGGCUGUUGGGGUUUCAUUAAGAAAAAUAUUCUUGGUUGAGCCAAGAUCUGCAAAUAGUAUUAGAUACCACAUAGUUUUAAUUUUGAUUUAUAUAAAUUUUAAGUUUAUUGUUUUGUAAAAAGAAAUUAUUAACGUAGA